Messenger RNA from Nomascus leucogenys (northern white-cheeked gibbon), 3072 nucleotides. RefSeq names its product leucine zipper and EF-hand containing transmembrane protein 1 (gene LETM1). Gene Ontology annotation, cellular component: mitochondrial inner membrane. The record is from RefSeq and is a predicted model, not a curated record. Lineage: Eukaryota; Metazoa; Chordata; Mammalia; Primates; Hylobatidae. Gene Ontology annotation, molecular function: ribosome binding; calcium ion binding. Gene Ontology annotation, biological process: intracellular monoatomic cation homeostasis.
CGCGCGCCAGAGGGCAAGCCGUCCCGGUGCACGCCGGAACCGGUAGUCCGCGGUGGCGCGGUCCGCCCCUCACCUGGCCGGCGGCGGGCGCUGAGGGGCCCAAUGGGAGCCGCGGCCUGGCCGCCCCGCCCCGCGCCACGGGACGUCUGUGCCGGGACAAGGCCGCCGCUAGUGCCGGGUCCUUGAGCAGAGCGCCUCCCGUCCGAGGCCAGCCGCCGCUGUCAGCCGUCCGGCGGGCCGGGUCUGAGGCGCCUGCGGGACGGCGCAGAGCCGCAGCCGCCGCUGAGGAGAAGGAGGCAGCGCAGGAGGCCGGAGCGGCCGCCGCGCCCGAGCACAUGGCGUCCAUCUUUCUGAGGAACUGCCGCGGCCGGGCGCCCGCCCGCCUCCCGCCGCCGCCUCGGGUCACCGUCCCGCGGGGUAGACCAGGGGAUCCUGCUCAUCUCAGCUGUGCCAACACCCUGGGGUUGAGGAGCUGCCUGAAUGUUCCAUUUGGCUGCUGCACUCCCAUCCACCCUGUGUACCCGUCCUCCAGAGGCGAUCACCUCGGCUGUUGGACUCUGAGGCCCGAGUGCCUUCGCACGGUGUCAAGAGCGCCAUGGACCUCUACCUCUGUGGGUUUUGUGGCUCUGGGACCUCGGUGCCUUCCUGUGCGUGGCUGGCACUCUUCACGCCCUGUUGGCGAUGACUCAGUAGUAGAGAAGUCCCUCAAGUCCUUGAAGGACAAGAACAAGAAGCUGGAGGAAGGCGGCCCAGUGUACAGCCCCCCUGCAGAGGUGGUGGUGAAGAAGUCUCUGGGGCAGAGGGUGCUGGACGAGCUGAAGCACUACUACCAUGGCUUCCGCCUGCUAUGGAUCGACACCAAGAUCGCAGCACGCAUGCUCUGGCGCAUCCUCAACGGCCACACCCUGACCCGCCGGGAGCGCAGGCAGUUUCUCCGGAUCUGCGCUGACCUCUUCCGCCUGGUGCCGUUCCUUGUGUUCGUGGUGGUGCCGUUCAUGGAGUUUCUGCUGCCUGUUGCUGUGAAACUCUUCCCCAACAUGUUGCCAUCCACAUUUGAGACUCAGUCACUCAAGGAGGAGAGGCUGAAGAAGGAGCUUCGGGUCAAGCUGGAGCUAGCCAAGUUCCUCCAGGACACCAUUGAGGAGAUGGCCUUGAAGAACAAGGCAGCCAAGGGCAGCGCCACCAAAGACUUCUCUGUGUUUUUCCAGAAGAUCCGGGAGACAGGGGAGAGGCCCAGCAAUGAGGAAAUCAUGCGUUUUUCCAAAUUAUUUGAGGACGAGCUGACCCUGGACAACCUGACACGGCCGCAGCUGGUGGCCCUGUGCAAGCUGCUGGAGCUACAGUCCAUCGGCACCAACAACUUCCUGCGCUUCCAGCUUACCAUGCGGCUGCGCUCCAUAAAGGCAGACGACAAGCUGAUUGCUGAGGAAGGGGUGGACAGCCUGAAUGUCAAGGAGCUGCAGGCAGCGUGUCGGGCACGAGGCAUGCGCGCCCUGGGGGUCACGGAAGACCGCCUGAGGGGUCAGCUGAAGCAGUGGCUGGACCUGCACCUGCAUCAGGAGAUCCCCACAUCGCUGCUCAUCCUGUCCCGGGCCAUGUACCUCCCGGACACCCUCUCUCCAGCCGACCAGCUCAAGUCCACACUGCAGACCCUCCCAGACAUUGUUGCAAAGGAAGCGCAGGUGAAAGCGGCCGAGGUGGAGGGUGAGCAGGUGGACAACAAGGCCAAGCUGGAGGCCACGCUGCAGGAGGAGGCGGCCAUCCAGCAGGAGCACCGUGAGAAGGAGCUGCAGAAGCGCUCGGAGGCGGCGAAGGAUGUUGAGCCCGAACGUGUGGUAGCUGCUCCCCAAAGGCCAGGGACCGAGCCACAGCCAGAAAUGCCUGACACAGUCCUGCAGUCAGAGACCUUGAAGGACACUGCCCCUGUGCUGGAGGGCUUGAAGGAGGAAGAGAUCACUAAGGAGGAAAUCGACAUCCUCAGUGAUGCCUGCUCUAAGCUGCAGGAACAGAAGAAGUCACUCACCAAGGAGAAAGAGGAGCUGGAGCUGCUGAAGGAGGACGUGCAGGACUACAGCGAGGACUUGCAGGAGAUCAAGAAGGAACUUUCAAAGACUGGUGAAGAAAAAUACGUGGAAGAAUCUAAAGCCAGCAAGAGAUUGACAAAAAGGGUGCAGCAGAUGAUCGGACAGAUCGACGGCUUGAUCUCGCAGCUGGAGAUGGACCAGCAGGCUGGCAAGCUGGCCCCGGCCAACAGCAUGCCCACGGGGGAGAACGUCAUCAGUGUCACUGAGCUCAUCAACGCCAUGAAGCAAGUCAAGCACAUUCCCGAAAGCAAGCUCACCAGCCUGGCCGCAGCACUGGAUGAAAACAAGGAUGGCAAGGUCAACAUCGACGACCUCGUCAAGGUGAUUGAGCUGGUGGACAAAGAAGAUGUUCACAUCUCCACCAGCCAGGUGGCCGAGAUUGUAGCAACACUGGAAAAAGAGGAGAAGGUGGAGGAGAAGGAGAAGGCCAAAGAGAAGGCGGAGAAGGAGGUCGCAGAGGUGAAAAGCUAGAACCACCAGCCUGGGCACCUGUCCUCCUGCUGUGCCACCACCCUGGCAAGGGCCAUGAGGGCGAUUGCUUUGUGGUGAUUCUUAGUGGCUCAUCUAAUAUUUUGGCUGGAAUAAAUCAGAGACUUCCAUAAUCAAGUAAAUUUUAAUUUUCAUCAUUCCACGGAGAUUCAAUCUGUCUGGAAUCCCGGAACCCCUCCACAGAAUCGUGUCUGGAUCCACACUGUGGUGUGGCUGCCACGGCCUCCUGGCUCCAGAGGCAGCUGGGCCGGGCCAAGGCAGGAAGUGCCCCCCCUACCCCCCCACUUGUGGCCUCGAGUCUCAGCGUCUGACUGUGCUGCCCUGUCCCCAGGGAAGAGAAUAAGGACCACGUGGACUCUGCCCACAUGGAGCUGGCUGCUGUGCCCACCCUCAGGGGCGUCAGGAGACACAGCCUGGCCUCCUCAAGGCUGAAGAUGCCUCCAUUCGCCUGUGGACCUGGAUUUCUCGAUUUCAGUGUCAAUAGACCUGUCUUCCUGCA